This is a messenger RNA of Guillardia theta CCMP2712, 1488 nucleotides long. RefSeq names its product vacuolar protein sorting protein 4 (gene VPS4). The transcript is spliced from 16 exons. The coding region runs from base 5 to 1336 and encodes 443 amino acids. Gene Ontology annotation, molecular function: ATP binding; ATP hydrolysis activity. NCBI's taxonomy places the organism in Eukaryota, Cryptophyceae, Pyrenomonadales, Geminigeraceae. Gene Ontology annotation, biological process: vacuole organization; endosomal transport. The record is from RefSeq and is a predicted model, not a curated record.
AGGUAUGGCAACAGUUGACUUCAAAGCCAAAGCGAUUGAAAAGGCUCGCAUUGCAACUGAGCUGGAUAAAGAAGCAACAGCUCUGAAGGAUCCAGCAGACUGGGAAAAACAGCGAGAAAAAUACGACGAAGCGCUUCAUGCAUAUCGAACAUGCUUAGAUACCUUCAUGACAGCUAUGAAAUGGGAAAAGAACCCCAACAUUACUGCACAACUUCGAAAGUUUGCAAAAGAAUAUAUGGAGCGUGCAGAAAAGAUUCAAGAGAUUUUGAAGGAUCCUCCGAAAGCCAAGAAAGCAGCAGUGCCGGCUGGAGGGGACAGCGAGAAAGAGAAAGGUCGAAUGAGAGAUGCGAUACAAAGUGCCAUCGUCCAAGAAAAACCAAACGUUCGUUGGGAAGACAUUGCAGGCCUUGAACAAGCAAAAGAAGCUCUCAAAGAAGCGGUCAUCUUGCCUAUCAAUUUUCCGCAGCUCUUUCAGGGUUCUGGAAGAAAGCCAUGGAGUGGUAUCAUGCUCUAUGGUCCUCCUGGGACGGGGAAAUCAUUUCUAGCUAAGGCGGUUGCAACGGAAGCCUCAGCAACCUUUUUAUCAGUUUCUUCUGCUGACUUGACAUCAAAGUGGUUGGGUGAAAGUGAAAAAUUGGUAAAAAUGUUGUUCGAAACAGCUCGUGAACAAAAACCAUCCAUAAUUUUUAUCGAUGAGAUUGAUUCGAUUGCCACAAGUAGAAACGAUAGCGACAGUGAAUCGGGAAGACGGAUAAAAACUGAAUUGCUUGUUCAAAUGGACGGGCUUGGGAAUUCUCUAGAAGGAUUGCUGGUGUUGUGCGCCACAAACUUGCCAUGGGCAAUCGAUAGUGCUGUGCGUCGAAGGUGCCAACGAAGAAUUUACAUUCCUCUACCUGAUGAACGAGCAAGGAGGAGGCUUCUUGAUAUUCACUUGUCCAAGAUGGACCCUAAGCCCGGUCUUGAGCAUGAGCAAUUGCAGACUCUUGUCAGCAGAACGGAUGGCUUUUCUGGGAGUGAUAUUGCCGUGUUGAUACGAGACGCUGUUAUGGAGCCGGUGAGGCGAUGCCAAGACGCACAGGCUUUCAAGCGAGUCAUGGUCAAGAAUCCCGAGGGCGUUGAAGAGGAGAAGUUGAUGCCGUGCAGCCCGAGUGACCCAGACGGAGAAGAGAUGACAAUCAUGGAUCUUGCAAAGAACAACCUUGCAGACAAGUUGGUUGCUCCUCCAGUUUCCUACAGAGAUUUUGAGAAAACACUUGCGCGCUGCAAACCUUCUGUCAGUCUGAAUGAUCUUCAGGAAUUUGAGAAAUUCACAAAAGAGUAUGGACAAGAGGGAUAAAAGCCCGUCCCUUGCACUUUGUUUGGAUACUACAUAUAGCUUCGCUGAAAAGAUGGAUUUCGCAAAUUUUUGCAUCACUUUGAAAUCACUAGUGUACAUGAUUGAUGGAGAAGUUGAGAAUCAAGUAUGGGUGUAAAGUGUUGCUGACGACG